Messenger RNA from Linum tenue, 290 nucleotides. NCBI's taxonomy places the organism in Eukaryota, Viridiplantae, Streptophyta, Magnoliopsida, Malpighiales, Linaceae. The record is from the annotation of a GenBank genome assembly.
GAAUUGAUCGCCAAGUUGGUUGUUUCCUGAAUGUCUACGGAGUUCGUCAGACAAGCAAGCUGUAGGACAUACUUGAUCCACAUAGAUGUACCAAGAUUAUUUUGCAGCAAGGGUCUCACAAGUUGGGAAUUCCGUAUUUGGUCUGACCAAGAAGUCAUAGCAAGCCAAGCCAGAUAAGUAAUUUGUGCAUCUGUAGGUGGCUUUUCAUUCAACUAUUAGCAAUUGAUUUUUUAUAGCUCAGCCAUUAGCAAUUGUUAGUGUCUGUGUAUUCAUGUAACUAUUGUUCCGUG